AUGGGGGAGAAAAGAAUUGACAAAUAUCUGUUCAAUCCUAAAGAUCUUAUUGGGGAAGGUUCGUAUGCUUAAGUGUAUAGGGGGAGAGAUGAAAAGACAGGAGUGAAGGUAGCGAUAAAAGUGUUGAACAAAUCUGUCAUAAAUGCAGACGAUUAUUUAAGGGAAGGAUUGAUCUCAGAGAUAAAAGUAAUGUAGAAAUUGAAGAGUCCAAACAUAGUAUAAUUAAUGGAUGUAAUGGAAACCAAUAAUAAUUAUUAUAUAAUUCAAGAAUAUUGCGAUAGUGGAGAUUUGGACAAAUUGAUUGAGAAUUAUGCGGCUUAAAAGAAAACUAUGCCUGAGAAAGAUGCAGUCAAAUUUAUGAUUGACAUUUUGAAUGGAUUCAUUUAACUAAUUAAAAAUGGUAUUAUUCAUCGAGAUUUGAAACCAGCCAACAUAUUAAUCGACAAAGGAACCUUCAAAUUAGCAGAUUUUGGAUUUGCAAAAUGUGUAGACAAUUUUAAAAAGGAUAUGUUAGCAUCAUUGGUAGGAACACCAUUAUAUAUGUCACCACAAAUCUUGGAUAAUAAAAAAUACACAUCCAAGACUGACAUUUGGAGUAUUGCCUUUAUCUUUUAUGAAGCACUGUUCGGUAAAACACCUUGGACUGCUAGAUCACCUCAAGAACUCUUGAAAAAUAUUAGAAAUUAACCUUUGCAGUUCAAAGGACCUCAGAUUUCCAAAGAAGCCUAAGAAUUUUUAAUAGGGUGUUUGCAAGCUGAGGAAAAGGAUAGAUUAUCUUGGGAUGAGAUCUAUCGUCAUCCUUUAUUUAAAGGACAUUUUACUGAUUUUAUCAAAAAUGUAAGUAUCUUGGAGGACAAAGCCACUUAUUUGAUUAAUGACAUAAGAUAGAUGAUUAUCAAAGAUUAGAUUGAUAUUGGAGAAUUGUUCGCUGAACUUGACAUGACUAAGGACAAAGCUUUAAAUGUUAAUGAGUUGGGGAAAUUCUUGCAAAGAGUAGAUAAAGAUCUUACUCGAGAGGAGAUAGAGUAUAUCUUCAAUAAAUUUGAUGACGAUGGAAAUAAUCUAAUAGAGUUCAAUGAGUUCAAAAAGUGGCUGGAAGAAAAUGAUUGUAGAAUGACAGCUUCUGAAGUAAGCAGAACUAAAAAGAAGGUUAGCAUUCUUAUGAAACCGCAACAAGAUAUUUAAGCAGGAUCACUAGACGAUAGAGCAAGGUCAGUCAUUGAAAAAUUGAAGGUGUCUAUUGUCAAAUUCAAUAUCAAUCUCUUGGAUUUGUUUAAUAAGUAUGAUAAAUCAGCCAAUCAUGAAUUAGAUGCUUAGGAGUUAGGCAAACUAUUAAAGAGAAUUGAUCAAACUGUCACAGAUGAAGAAGCCAAGGCCAUCUUUACCUUCUUUGAUCACAAUAAAGAUGGAUCUGUUUCAUUUAAUGAGUUCGAGUUUGUCUUGAAAGAAUGCUUAGUUAAAUAAAAAAUCAAAUAGUGA
Messenger RNA from Paramecium tetraurelia, 1479 nucleotides. RefSeq lists its product as uncharacterized. Gene Ontology annotation, molecular function: protein serine/threonine kinase activity; calcium ion binding; ATP binding. The record is from RefSeq and is a predicted model, not a curated record. The transcript is spliced from 7 exons. Gene Ontology annotation, cellular component: cytoplasm; autophagosome. NCBI's taxonomy places the organism in Eukaryota, Ciliophora, Oligohymenophorea, Peniculida, Parameciidae. Gene Ontology annotation, biological process: protein autophosphorylation; autophagy; peptidyl-serine phosphorylation.